Messenger RNA from Capsaspora owczarzaki ATCC 30864, 2189 nucleotides. RefSeq lists its product as hypothetical. The record is from RefSeq and is a predicted model, not a curated record. The transcript has 8 exons. Gene Ontology annotation, molecular function: protein binding; fatty-acyl-CoA binding. NCBI's taxonomy places the organism in Eukaryota, Filasterea, Ministeriida, Capsasporidae. Bases 47 to 2047 code for a protein of 666 amino acids.
UCUUCUUCUUCUUCUUUUUAGUUUUAUUUUUGACACAGUCUCUACGAUGAGCGCCAUCAGUGCGUUCUCGCCAAUGAAGGCUGCAGCCAACAUUCACGCGCAACGCCAGCACUUUCGCGACCAGCAGCAACUCAAGUCGACUGCUUCGGGGACAGCGGCGACAACGACAGCCGGCGAGGGCUUGGGCUCGACGACGCAGAUUGCAGCCGCAGCAGCAGCAGCAGUCGCAGCAGCAGUCGGUGGCGAGCUGGAGGACGACGAGUUUGAGCGAAGCGCCAGUCCGCUGCUCUCCGAAGACGAUGACGACGGCGGCAGCAGCGAGGUGUUUGGCGGUGGAGCACAAACCCACCAGCACAAGCGACAACAACAACAACAAGAACAACAACAGCAGCAGCAGCAGCAGCAGCAGCAGCAGCAGCAGGGUCGUCGUGCAGGGGCUGGUGCAGACAACUCAACGGGGUCGCCGUCGGCGUCGGCAACCCCGCUGCUCGCUGCUGCACUCGCCAGCCAGCAAUCUGGAGGUGCUGCUGGCUCGACACUGCGCUUGAGUGCGAGUGCUUGGAGCUACUCGCCGGCAGCGACCCUGCGAGACGUUCCGCCAGUCGCGCUCCACUCUGGCGGCGCUGCUCCCCUCGUUGGCGUCGGCGUGAAUGGCGGGUCGCACAAGCGCUCACAAGCGACGACAGAGAGCCAGCGGACGUCUCCUCACAAUGAGAGUCGUCGUGGUCAAGAAGAGACCGACGACCAGGACGACCAGGACGACCAGGACGACGACCAGGACGACGACGCGAACGAGCAGCAAGAAGAUCAAGCCAAUGACGCCUCAGACUUGGAGUCAGACGAUGACGACGAUGACGACGAUGAUGAUGAGGACGACGAGGACGAGGACGACGACGAUGAUGAGGACACUCCAGACGAUGCACCCCAGCAACCGCUCGAAUCCAUUCAGGACCAGUUCCUCGCUGCCGUCGAGUACAUCAAAACGGCACCAAGGCUCGCUGAACUUAGCAAUCCUCAGAAAUUGAAGCUGUAUGGGUUUUACAAGCAGGGUGCUGAGGGCAAGUGCAACACGCAGCGACCUGGCAUGCUUGAUUUUGUUGGCAGAGCAAAGUGGGAUGCGUGGAACGCCAUGGGAGACAUGCCCAAAGAACAGUCCAUGAAAGAGUACCUCGCAUACAUGCAAGAGUUGGACCCAACAUAUGUGCCUGCAGCGCCGAAACGAGUCAUUGAAACCAAAGCCGAGAGAAAGAAAAGACAGAUGAAAGCCAGCAAAACCGGAUUUGUCGUUGUGAGCACGAUGGCACGAACAGAGGCCGAAGCAGCUGACGGAGACAAAACCAUCAUCGACUGGUGCCAAGAAGGAAAUGUGGAUAAAGUGGCGCUGUUGUUGGCUAAAGGAGCCGACGUUGAUCAACAAGACGAUGAGGGUAUGGCUUUGCUUCAUUGGGCGUCUGACCGUGGACAUGUGCCUAUUAUUGAAGUACUAUUGAAUAACGGCGCCGACGUGCACAUUCGGGAUUCUUCGCUGCAAACUGCAUUACACUACGCGGCGGCAUGUAGCCACUUGAAGGCCAUUGAACUGCUACUGGAAGCAGGGGCUCGGACGAUGGAUUGCGAUGACAGCAACGAAACACCACUGGAUGUGGCAACGGACGCGGCGUGCGCUGAGCUUCUGAAGGGUGCCAGCAGCCGCUCCGCCGAACCCGGCUCUCCUUCAAAGAAGAAGACAGUGACCUUUGGCCGAAACCAAGUGGUUGUUUUGCCGCCUGCUGCCGCGGCAGAGUCUGACCUCGGCAGUCGACAACUGGAAAGCGUCGAUCAGGCCAGCUCGAGUUUGCGAUCAGAGCCAACGUAUGCCGAGACCUUUGUUCAUUCGCGGCAUACCGGCGAUGACAGCAUCGAUCGACGGGCUCCGUCUGACGGUGACAGUGCGGGUUUGUUCAGCGGCUCGUCCCUGCUGACCCUUGGCUUGGCCAUUGGUGUUACUGUGGCAGGUCUAUAUGCUUCCUUCCGGGCGUUGCAACGGCGACGAGCGCGUCGAGCAUGAUUUUUUUUAUUGCAACGAGUGUCUGAGUAGUUUCGAUUUUGACAGUAUCGACUUAAACCGUGUUUCGUUCACCAUUGGGGAUUUUGCUAUCAAUAUAUUGACAGUGAGAUGGACCCUUUUGGGUUUUUUUCUUCUUCUUCUU